UGUUUCUGGCAGUAGCCGCUGCACUAUGACGUAGUUCACACCCUGCUCGCUAGGUGUCAGUAAACGAAGGCGACAGCGGUCAACAACGUCGCGAAGAAGAAUACGGCCUAGUUCUAGAAACAUGCCGAGAUAUCUAACAGAGAGAUAAUUUUUUAAUAACAAACACAAUUGUUGCUUUGUGGCAAAAAUGCCUCGCUAUGCUCAGAUUGUUAUGGGACCUGCUGGUAGCGGAAAGAGCACCUAUUGCGCGACAAUGAUCGAGCAUUUCGAGUCUUUGAACCGCUCGGUUCAAGUGGUCAAUCUGGACCCUGCAGCUGAGCAUUUUGAGUACCCUGUUAUGGCAGACAUCCGGGAACUCAUCCAGGUGGACGACGUGAUGGAGGAUGACUCUCUCCGGUUUGGCCCCAAUGGUGGCCUUGUCUUCUGCAUGGAAUACUUUGCCAACAACUUUGACUGGCUAGAAGAAAGCUUGGGUCACGUUGAGGACGACUACAUCCUGUUUGACUGUCCAGGUCAGAUUGAACUGUAUACUCACCUUCCUGUCAUGAGGCAGCUGGUGGAUCAGCUCCAGCAGUGGGAGUUUCGGGUGUGCGGCGUCUUCCUGGUUGACUCCCAGUUCAUGGUGGAGUCUUUUAAGUUUGUUUCAGGAGUCAUGGCGGCGCUUAGUGCCAUGGUGUCGUUGGAGAUCCCCCAAAUAAACAUCAUGACAAAAAUGGAUCUGCUCAGCGCCAAAGCCAAGAAAGAAAUUGAAAAGUACCUUGAUCCAGAUAUGUACUCCAUGAUGGGAGACAACUCUGACACCUUAAGAAGCAAAAAGUUCAAGAAGCUGACCAAAGCUAUCUGUGAACUGAUUGAUGACUACAGUAUGGUAAGAUUUUUGCCUUUUGACCGCACUGAUGAGGAAGGUAUGAGCAUUGUUCAGCAGAACAUUGACUUCUCCAUACAGUACGGUGAGGACCUGGAGGUCAAGGAGCCAAAGGAGGUUGAUGAAGAGGCAGAUAACACAAAUUAUGAUGAGUUUUUUCAAAGCAAUGUGGACAGCUGAGAAAUGUCAUUUUAAAGACAUUGGAUGUACAGAUGUAAAUACAGAAGAACCAGGAAGUGACCAAGUCAUGCUUUUGUCAUAAUUGUUUGUUAUGAUAAAUCAGUCCCUUCAGGAUUUCGCAAUAUAGGCCAAUCAUUGAAAUGAUGCACAUCGGCACAACCUUUCCCGCACCUUACCCAUACAUUUUGGCCAAUUUGUCUCUGAGUGGCGCUCAAAGAUGCUAGACAAUUGUCAAUUUAAAACUUAUGUCAGUUUCUUGUGUAGACAAAGCGGGAACAUUAACGUGUAACAAUAUAUCAACUAUUUAUUGCUCAAAUAAUUGUCGUCCUCCCACCGAGGCCAGACCUACCUCUGGUCUCUGUCAACAGUGCUAAGCCUUCUGGGUAAUGUGGUAUACAAACGUUUACUUAAACAUAUUUAUAUAGUCAUUUAAGUUAUAUUUACCCAAGGUAAGACAAUUAAGAACAUAUUUUCAUUUGCAAUGCUGACCUAGCAAAGAGGCAGCAUUUGCAUGUAAGAGUUAUGACGUAUGAUGAUAAUUUAGCAUCAUCUCUUAUUUACCAACAAAAAUGACCACUAUAGAUUGCCCUCAACAGUUCACAAAUGCUCUUAAGGUGUUGGGGUUAAUGUGUUGGAACAUAAAAAAUGUUGAAGAUGGACAAACCCUUUUCAAACGUAAAAUACACACGGAGAAUGUCAGCAGCGACUUGUGGAUGACGAAUUAGACACCGGACAAUAAGGAAGCCUUUGGUGUUUCUUUCUCUAACUAUAAUCAUUAUUAGUUGUAAUUAACUUAAACAAUACAGUCAUUUGAUGAUGGGCUCUAAAAGUAUGUACUUUUACUGACAUCUACUGUCUACUUUUACUUGUAAAACAAGACAUUUUUUGUUGAACUCCUGUGCCUCUUCAGAUUAAAGUUUCAAGGAACACUUAAAACAUUGAUAAAUAAAUAAAUGAUAAAUGGGUUGUACUUGUAUAGCGCUUUUCUACCUUCAAGGUACUCAAAGCGCUUUGACACUACUUCCACAUUUACCCAUUCACACACACUGAUGGAGGGAGCUGCCAUGCAAGGCGCUAACCAGCACCCAUCAGGAGCAAGGGUGAAGUGUCUUGCUCAGGACACAACGGACAUGACGAGGUUGGUACUAGGUGGGGAUUGAACCAGGGACAAAAUCAUAAAAUCACGGGUUCAAUCAAUUUUGGUGUUAAAAAAAACCUUAAAGUAUUGCAACCUUUGCCUCCAAUUCCUGAAAAAGCUGUCACAGAUUCAUGAUGUUUAGGCCGCCACAAUCACAAAAAAGCCUGCAAACUCCUGGAGGGACUGACAUAUUUGAAGUGACAGAAUCACAUUAUUUUGUUUAAACAUGACCUACAUGUACAUCUAAUGUAUUACUAUAAUGAUAAUCAGAGGCAUAGUAACGUUUUUCAUGUGGACGGAUGUUUUGUUAAGAAAUACCUUGUAAAUGCUUUAUUU
Messenger RNA from Nerophis lumbriciformis (worm pipefish), 2519 nucleotides. RefSeq names its product GPN-loop GTPase 3 (gene gpn3). Gene Ontology annotation, molecular function: GTPase activity. Lineage: Eukaryota; Metazoa; Chordata; Actinopteri; Syngnathiformes; Syngnathidae. The record is from RefSeq and is a predicted model, not a curated record.